Molecule: messenger RNA, 2978 nt
Organism: Mangifera indica (mango)
Lineage: Eukaryota; Viridiplantae; Streptophyta; Magnoliopsida; Sapindales; Anacardiaceae
Product: pentatricopeptide repeat-containing protein At5g39680
Exons: 6
Coding region: 134-2233 (699 amino acids)
Biological process (GO): RNA modification
Molecular function (GO): RNA binding; protein binding; zinc ion binding
Source: RefSeq, a predicted model, not a curated record
AUUUUAUUCAGCACUCUCAAUUCUUCGCCGUCUCUCGUAGUUCAGAACUCCAUCGGCGCCGAAACAGAGAACCCGUUUCAGAUAUCAAUACUACCAUCAAAGUACUGAUUUCUAUCUCACUUUGUUCCACAAAAUGAAGGGCCAUAGUCUAAUACUAUCAACAAGCAAACAAAACCAUGCACCUCUCUCUCUUGAAGACACCAUUAAGCUGUUAAAAGUCUCAGCUGAUUCAAAGAACUUACAACUAGGAAAAAUGAUUCAUGCCCAUUUGACUAUAACGAGUGAAUCUCCCAAAAAUGAAAACAUGGCUCAAACAAACUCAUUAAUAAAUUUCUAUGCAAAAUGUGACCAAAUACCAGUUGCUCGUCAACUGUUUGAUAAUAUGCACCAAAGAAACGUGGUUUCUUAUAGCUCGUUAAUGUUGGGGUAUUUGCAUUGUGGUAUUUCGUUGGAAAAUCUUAAACUCUUAAAAAGUAUGCUUUCUGUGGAAAGUAUGAGGCCAAAUGAAUACAUUUUUGCUACAGUUCUUUUCUCUUGUUCCCAAAGCAGAAAACUUGAAGAGGGUAGGCAGUGUCAUGGGUAUGUGAUGAAGUCAGGAUUGGUGUUUCAUCAUUAUGUAAGGAGUGCACUUAUAGACUUGUAUGCAAAGUGUCAUGAUAUGGAAACGGCUAUGCAAGUUUUGAAUGCAGUGCCAGGAUAUGAUGUUUUUUCGUAUAAUUCAAUUCUAAAUGGACUUUUGGAACAUGGGUAUCUGAGGGAAGGGGUUGAGGUUUUGAGCAAGAUGGUAAGUGAGUGUGUGAGCUGGGAUACCACUACAUAUGUUAAUGCUUUUGGAUUUUGUGCUAAUCUUAAGGACUUGAAAUUGGGUUUGCAAGUUCAUGGCCAGAUGUUAAAGAAUGACGUUCAAAUUGAUGCCUAUAUUUGUAGUGCAAUGAUUAACAUGUAUGGGAAAUGUGAGAAGAUUUCAAAUGCUAGGAAUGUUUUUGAUGGGUUGGAAACUCGAAAUGUGGUCUUAUGGACAGCAAUGCUUGCUUGUUACUUUCAAAAUGGGUACUAUGAAGAAGCAUUGAAUUUAUAUUUUAAAAUGGAAGAUGAAGACAUUCAGCCCAAUGAAUUUACUUUUGCUGUCUUGCUGAACUCUGCUGCAGGAUUGUCCACACUGAGACACGGAGAUGUCUUGCAUGCACUUGUUGAGAAGUCUGGUUUUAGGGAACAUGUUAUUGUUGGAAAUGCUUUGAUCACUAUGUAUGCAAAGGUUGGCAUCAUUGAAGCAGCUUUUAAAGUAUUUUCUAAUAUGAUAUAUCGAGACACUAUAACUUGGAAUGCUAUGAUAUGUGGCUAUUCACAUCAUGGGCUUGGUAGGGAAGCUCUGCUUGUGUUUCAAGAAAUGUUGGCUUCAGAUGAAUGUCCGAACUAUGUAACUUUUGUUGGGGUUCUCUCUGCUUGUGGCCAUUUGGGGCUAGUGCAAGAAGGUUUCUACUAUUUGAAUCAGGUUAUGAGUAAGUUUGAAAUCAAACCUGGACUAGAGCAUUAUACAUGUAUUGUUGGACUUCUAAGCAAAGCUGGACUGCUUGACGAGGCUGAGAAUUUUAUCAGGUCUACACUUGUCAAAUGGGAUGUUGUUGCAUGGCGUACUUUGCUCAAUGCUUCCCUUGUCCAUCGGAAUUAUGUUUUUGCUAGGCGGAUUGCUGAAUAUAUCUUAAAGAUGGACCCUGAUGACACAGGUACAUAUACACUGCUAUCUAAUAUGAAUGCCAAGGCAAAAAGAUGGGAUGGAGUCUCAAAGAUUCGGAAGUUGAUGAGGGAAAGGAAUAUCAAGAAAGAACCUGGUGUGAGCUGGAUUGAGAUAAAGAGUGCAACUUAUGUUUUUGUUUCUGAGGAUAAUAACCACCCAGAGUCUAGUCAGAUUUAUGAGAAGGUAAAGGAACUGCUGGCUAAGAUUAAGCCAUUGGGGUAUGUACCGGAUGUUGCUGCAGUACAUCAUGAUGUGGAGGAUGAGCAGAAGGAAGACUAUCUUAGUUAUCACAGUGAGAAGCUGGCCAUAGCAUAUGGCCUUAUCAAGACACCUCUAGAAGCACCCAUCCGUGUAAUUAAGAACCUUAGGAUGUGUGAUGACUGCCAUUCAGCAGUGAAACUUAUUUCAAAGCUUACAAACAGGGAUAUAAUUGUCAGAGAUGCCAACCGUUUCCAUAGAUUUCAAGAUGGAUGUUGCUCCUGUGCAAAUUACUGGUGACAUAUUUGAGGGAAUACCAAUAAAAAAACAUAGGUUGAGCUGGAUUUAAAUAAAUAGUGUAAUCUAUGUUUUUGUUCAUGAGGAUAAUAACCACCCAGAGACUAGUCAGAUUAAAGAAGUGGGUUAAAUGACAAUACAGCAAUCUGCAAGAAGACUGGGGCUUCCAAUGAUGAAUCUUGUGAGAUUAAAUGGAACUCCCAUUUUGAAUCAACUGCAUUUGGAGGAAAAGCUGCUGCGAACAUCAUCUGACAAUUGGUGUAUCAUAAAUGAUGGAGCAGAUACUCCAGCCAUUGUCAUGGGGGUCUCUGGCCUUCAGAACUUCUUGAAGUUGGCUGUGUCUUACAAGAUCAGGUUCCCGUGAUUAGAAGGUUUACUGGGGGAGGUACUGUUAUUGUUGACAGUGGGACUAUUUUUGUCACCUUAAUAUGCAACAAGGAUGCUGUUCCUGGUGUGCAACCAUAUCCCCGUUCUGUCAUGUCUUGGAGUGGUCUGUUGUAUAAUGAAGUGUUUCAAGGGACUGCUGAUUUUCAAUUACGUGAGAAUGUUUGGUGGAAAUGCUCAGUCUAUUACCAAAAAUCGAUGGAUACACCACACCUCUUUUCUGUGGGAUUAUGAAGUGAGGAACAUGGCCUACCUUAAACAACCUGCAAGGGCUCCCAAGUACAGAUUGGCACGAGACCACACAGAAUUUAUCUGCCGAAUGAAGGAUUACAUGCCUAGAUCAAUUUUCAUCGAGAAGACUGUU